Zootermopsis nevadensis is the source of this 5828-nucleotide messenger RNA. RefSeq names its product sushi, von Willebrand factor type A, EGF and pentraxin domain-containing protein 1. The record is from RefSeq and is a predicted model, not a curated record. NCBI's taxonomy places the organism in Eukaryota, Metazoa, Arthropoda, Insecta, Blattodea, Termopsidae.
AUUCAUGUCAGUGGCCGUCAGUUGGUGCUCAGAUGCGCUGGUGUGCACAGUGACGUGUUAGUGAUGCGGUGUGACAGACUGACUGCUGUCCUGUUGCUGUUGGCGGUGCAGCGCGGCUGUGCGGCUGGUAGCAAGGGAUGCCGAUUCCCGGGUGCUCCUGCUCAUUCCUCAGUGUUCUUCUCGGAUGACUCGCUGGGGCCUGAGACUGUGGCCACGUACUCUUGUGAACGAGGCUUCGAGCUGCUUGGACCGGCGCGCCGAGUUUGUGGACGUGACGGUGUGUGGACGCCCGAGGGCAUCCCGUUCUGUGUUUUGAAUGUGGCAGCAGGAAAGGCUCCGAUGCAGAUCAGCUCGGAUCUGGGCGGAAUUCCGCAGAAGGCAAUCGACGGCAGCACCAGCUCGUUCUUCAAUGUGGACACUUGCACCCUGACCAGGGCAGAGCGCGUGCCGUGGUGGUACGUGAACUUACUGGAGCCGUACAUGGUACAGCUCGUCAGGCUGGACUUCGGGAGGAACCUUCCAGCAACAGUGUUGGUGAGAGUAGGCAAUAAUCGACCUGACCUGGGCACCAACCCUAUCUGUAAUCGUUUUACUGGUCAGCUGGAAGAGGGGAAACCACUGUUCUUGCCUUGCAAUCCACCGAUGCCUGGCGCCUUCGUCAGCAUUCACCUGGAAGCGGCCAACCUCAGUCAACUCUCCAUCUGUGAAGCUUUUGUCUAUACGGACCAGGCACUGCCAAUUGAACGCUGCCCUCAGUUCCGAGAUCAGCCACCAGGCAGCACAGCAACAUACAAUGGUAAAUGCUACAUUUUCUACAACCGACAACCGCUCACUUUUAAGGACUCCCUUGCCUUUUGUCGGAGUCGUGGUGGCACAUUAGUGGACGAGAGCAAUCCCGCACUGCAAGGCUUCAUCAGCUGGGAACUGUGGCGUAGACAUAGAAGUGAUUCAAACAGCCAAUACUGGAUGGGAGCUGUGCGAGAUCCACAGGACCGAAACAAUUGGAAAUGGUUGGGUGGGGAGGAUGUGACAGUUUCUUUCUGGAACUUACCUGGUGGAAAUGAAAAUUGUGCCCGCUAUGAUGGGUCAAAGGGCUGGCUUUGGUCAGACACCAACUGCAAUGCAAAACUGAACUUCAUUUGUCAGCACCAACCAAAAGCAUGUGGGAAACCUGAGCAGCCACCAAAUUCAACAAUGGUGGCCAAGAAUUUUAAUGUUGGUGCAGUGAUUGAUUACACAUGUGAUGAAGGCCACCUUCUUGUGGGCCCUGCAUCACGCACUUGCCUGCCUACUGGCUUCUACAAUGAGUUCCCACCUGUGUGCAAACGUAUCCAGUGUGGCUUCCCUGCUGAGAUACCCAAUGGACAGUAUCAGCUACUGAAUGGUACUGUUGGCUACAUGAGUCGAGUCAUUUAUUCUUGUGAUGUAGGGUAUGAACUAAUUGGAAGAGCACAGCUCAUGUGUGACAUUGAUGAGAGAUGGAAUGGACCACCACCUCGGUGUGAAGCUAUUGAAUGUGAUGACCCUCCCUCGAUACAAAAUGGGAAGUUCACAGUUAGCAACAACUUGACAGUCGUGGGAACAAUGGUUGAAUAUUUAUGUAACUCUCAGAACUACAAACUGAUUGGCUCCAACAAGAUUAUAUGCCUUCCCAGCGGAGAAUACGAUGAUAAUCCACCUGUAUGUAAAGAAGAGAGACAGACAGUAGCUGCAGUUCCAGUAUCACCUAGCAAACCCACACGACCACAGACACCUCCAAGCAAGGCUCAUGGCCUACCAGUUACACCUACUCGACCCAGCCUACCACCUGCUCGUCCUGGCCCGCAGAGCCCCCAUCAGGAGCAUCCUAGCAGGGAGAAACCUUCCAAGAGACCACCAGCAUCAACAGAUAGCAAAACAGCAGAGUCAGCCCAUAUACCCCAUACUGUGGCAGGGUCACAUCCACAAGACAAUGAGAUUCCUGACAGUGUCAAUGUGAGGAGUGAUCUCUCACCAGAUGUAAAUGUGGCACAUUCAGUGGAUGAAGAGCGACAUGAAGCAGGGGCCAGACUUAACCUAGGAGCCAUCAUAGCUUUGGGGGUGUUUGGUGGCUUUGUGUUCCUGGCAGCUGUCAUCACAACUAUAGUCAUCUUAAUAAGAAGUAGGAACCACAGUGCUAAACAUUACCGCCAUCGUGCUUCUCCAGACUGCAAUACGGUAGCGUCAUUUGACUCGUCAGGUUCAGAGAGUAGAGGAGGACUCAAUCGCUACUACCGUCGAGCCUGGGAGAACUUGCAUCAUGAGUCGGUAGCAGCUGGAAACAAGACCAAAGGCUCGAACCACUUACCUCUUAAGCGCAAGGAAACACUGGAUGAACCGGUGAGUGGAGGCUACCGCAAUGUUGGAGGCACAGAGCGUGAUGGGAGUGAACUGGUAGUCAGUGAUACCACUGCUGCCAUGUAUCUGCCCAAACCUUCAGCUGUAGCUGCCGCUGAGAAGAGAAGGCACCACCAUCACCAUCACCAUCAUUCCACUGGUGCUACACCAAAGGACACUGCAGGAGAUUGGAGGCAGCAGGGACGGAAGAAUAGGUACUGAAUUUAAGCUUAGCAUGAUUAUUAGACAAAGGUGCCUUGCUGAUGUUGGCUAGAAACACUCAAUAAGAGAAUUAAUAAAAUAUUCUCACAAUAAAAUCAUAAGUCAGAAUAUUGCUAUAGAAAAUUGCAUUGCUUGCUUAUGGUACAUCUCUCAGCCCAGAAGCUAUAACAUGCAAUUUUCAAACUGAGAUUCACAAACCUGGCAAAACAGUUCUGAGGCCAACCAGAAAUCCAGAGCAUAACAACAGAGUAUAUGAAUAACUUUGGGUUUUGGAAUACCCUGCAUCAAAUGCUGCAGGUUUUCCAGCACUGAAGAACCUACACCAUUCAAAGUAGCUUAUCUCUGAAAGUAAAAGUUAAAUUUAAACUUCAGCUGUGAAAGCAUAAGGACAAGAACAUACAGUAUCUGUUUUACAGAUUAUAUAUUCAUAUCGUCAUGAAGUAAGGUGAAGAUAAUUUACACUUAAUUAUAAAACACUUGGACAUUAAACAUAUACAAUUUACUUAACUAUUACUACAAAAGUAAGCAUUGAAAAAAUUUGGGUCCCAAACUUGUCAUGUGUAUAUUAGUUUGGAAUGUGUUUUUAAGACAGUAGGACCACAUGAAAGUAAUAUUCUUCUUGUGAUGUUUUGGAGCUUGUAUUCAUAUUGAAUCCAUUUUAUUCUGGUAUUUUAAGUGGCACAUGUCACAUCCAAAAUGUGUAGUCCCUGUAUUAUGCUGUACAUUUUUACCAGCUAAAUGGAAACUGGGAAGGUGGUAAAUUAAUUCUACCUGAUUUACCUGUAUGUUCAAAGUAACAUUUGAAUACAGUCACUGUUAUUAAAUUUGUUCAUGCAUGCAGGAAUUUUAGGUACUAAAACUUAAAUCUUUUUAAAUAUACAGUAACCAUCAUUAUGAAUAAUGGUAGAGAAAUUGCAUUGAUGGUUUUAGACUAUAAUUUUGUACAUUUAUUAUAAGGAUGAGGCAACAUAGUUGUUAUGUUUACAGUUCUGAAAAUAAUAUUAAAAAUUUGGAAAAAUUCAGGAUUUAAGUGAAUAUAUGCCACGGUUAUCAUGUCUUCAGGUACUACUUCAUAGGUGUAGAAAGGAGUGUUUAAGUAUAAAUGGCCUGCUUGGUCAGGAUGUUAAUUUAAUGCUAAAGUAGGUUCUUGGCAAAAUGAUUGAAAACUCGAAUCAACCACUGACAAGCAACAUCAAAUUAAAAUAAUUUUUUUCAUACAUUAAAACAGUUUCACCCUGUCUUGUGUAUUGUACAUUAAGAUAAAUUCACGCCAGAACAACUGAAGGCCUGGAUGAAAAGACCAGGUUAGUCUUCUUUAGUAAAUUUUUCAGAAGUAUUGAGGGCUUGUCUUUCUUGCUGCAUACUCAAAAACGAUGUAAGUUUAUUUUUCAUCUGAUUACAUGUACUGUCAGUGAACACACAUCAUUCUAGCACCAAUUUGUUGGAUGGUUUCUUCUUUGCAUAAAACCAAAGGAAAAAAUCACAGUAAAAAGAAGACCAACUUAAUUGUCAUGCUACACCCUUCUGGAUGCUAACAAAUUGGUACAUGUGCAGUGUGUUAAUGGUAUGAUUUAUUAAACAGAAAAGUCAUCCUUAAAUUUUAAAUAGGUUCAUUUGGAAACAAUAAUAAAAUAUAUUUAGUUCAGGUCACUUCCAUAAGUAUUUUAUUUCUUUAAUGCUUUAGGAAUAAAAAAUCAAAUCAAAAGCUACUACAUGAAUUCAUCUGCAUGUAUCAUCUCAUGAUACUGACAGAUACCAACCCAAGUAUUUACAUUAUAACUAAAUUGCAUGGUGAAUUAUUUAUCAAUAAACUUAUAAAAAGUGCUAUUUCAUAAACAAUUUUACUUCAAACUUUCAGGGAUGGAGAAAAGGCCUGUGUUGAACUUUACAUUGAGCAUGGUAUUUUCAUCUGAAUGUAAACUCACCUCAAAAUUAAUGAGCUAUCUAAUUGCACACUAUAAACUAUAUAGCAUGAAUGAAUCUUCUGAAUUUUUUGGGAUCUUCUGUUAUGGUGGAAAUACAAAACAAUGCAGGUACCAGUUAUGGCACAUUGUUACUUAUAAAUACUAAAUACAAAUUUUGUUCAUGGCAACUUCAUCUUCACUGAAUUAAACUUACCGGUGGUCGUCUUUUAGGUUGUCAUGCCAUGCAGUAUUUUGAAGGAACAUAUUAUCUCCAUCCUCAGGGUUGAUGUGAGGAGUGUUGGGAAUUGGAUAGUUUAUAUAGAGUUAUGAAAAGGAUCAGGCCAAGAGGAUUGGUCAGUCAGGAGUCAUGGGAUGAGGGAGGAAGAAAAAGCAGUGUCUAGGACAAAAGGAGAUGUGUUCAUUGCACCAGAGAAGUUUCAGUCUGGAGAAAGACAUACAGCUGAUCUUUUAAGGGGCCAGAGAGGAAGAUGGGAUUAAUAGGAAGAGGAACAACACUUCCUGUUCUUUUUCUCUCUUGGCCUAAUCUUCCUCUGGUGCUUUGAAAAAGGCACUUUGCUACUGGUCCAGAUGCAACUCCAUUACCUUCCUAAUACAUGGUUCUGAUUGGCCAGUCCCUUGGUCUGAUCUCUUCUCCUAACCAUUUAUAAAUUAUUCAUUUCCUAACACUCAUCUCUUCUGCCCUGAAGAUGGAGUCUGUAUGAUCCUCCAUAAAUGCUGACACACAGCCAUGGUGCAACAACCCAGAAGACUACCAUCCUCAUUCACAUCACUAUAAACAUCUCAGAUCAUACAUAAUCUAAACUUGAUUCAUAAGUUUGUUUUGGAAGUGGACAAUAGAACAUUUACUUUAAUUACUUUGUGUUUCUCAGACAAUACUCACAAGCUACGUAUACUUAAGCCACCUACUGGUACACAAACAUAUAUCCAAAACAUGUAUUAAAAUACUAUUUUGCCUUAAGAGUCAAAUGAAGUAUUGGAACUUGCACUUGUUAUGAGCAAAAUGGUAGUGACCUGCUGAUGGCCAAGAAGUAUAGGCAGUUUUUAUCUUCAAUAAAUAUUUAAGGAGAAAACAAGAAAUCUCAAUGUAGAGAGAGAGAAAUAGGCAUAAUGUUUGAAUCUUGCUCAAGGAAGGAUAUUUGUGUGUGAUACUUUAGUUGCAUUUCAUCAUAACUAUAAUAUCUCAUAGAUGAUUUAUUAUAAAAAUAAGGGUUAUAGCUGGAAAUAGCUGUCUUACUGCUUACAAUAUAUGAAAAUGGAAUAACAAUGUGUAACAUGACUAAGGAAUAAAGUGAAUUAGUCUGUGGGGCUAAAUUCAGUCAGACUGGA